GCUUGGUCUUCCAUAUACCCGUCGCUCAACGCCAACUACCCAACGCCACCACCGCCAACCACACAACUUCAAUGGCUAUCCUCUGCAACGAGCUCAACAUGUCCUCCCAGAACCUUCCUCCGUGUCCAGGGCCGCCACCCACUCGUCCACUCCCGCCGAUUCCGUCGAAAUAGACACGGCUAACGCCACUUCUCUCUCUUCUCACGCUUGUCCUUUCGAGACCGCACUUGGCUUUGGCGCAUUCUUCGACAUCGAUAUCCAGCUCUACUCAGCACUAUUAUCCGAAUUACUACCUCCGCCCUAAUACUCGCAUACCUCGAAUUCUCAUACGCACCCCGCCCUGGUGCGCCGCCAUCGUGUGGCAUCCACACUUGCACCAUGGAUUGGACGCCUCUGCUGCAGCGGACCCCGGUCCGCCAUGCGCCGCCAAGUUGCCGGAUAAAGCGACCGAGAACAAACCAUCGGAUGCGGUUCACAAGUCGAUUUCUUAUCCUGCUGCGCCUUGCGCCAGUCUCGUCCGCUGGAGGCUCAUCCCAUCGACUGUUCGGCGCAAUGCCCAACCGGGCCUUGCAAGGCAAGCUCAUCCUGGGCUCCCCCACUGCGUCCCGGUGCAUCCGCUACGGCCGCCUCUUCUCUGACUCACCGCGCGCUGGCCGGGUGGAUGGAGUCAGCAUUCCCUCUUUAGUUUGUUGCCUUUGUUAGCACAGCUGUUGUAAUACUGAGCGAUUUUGUUCCUUGCUUUUCAGUAGACUGCAUCAGCUGGUGUGGAACAUGGGCAUGAUUGUACUCUUAGAAUUGGGACAUCAGUGGGAGUUUCUGAAUGGAGGCUUCAAUGCCAUGGAUUAACG
This is a messenger RNA of Trematosphaeria pertusa, 848 nucleotides long. RefSeq lists its product as uncharacterized. NCBI's taxonomy places the organism in Eukaryota, Fungi, Ascomycota, Dothideomycetes, Pleosporales, Trematosphaeriaceae. The record is from RefSeq and is a predicted model, not a curated record. The transcript has a single exon. The coding region runs from base 379 to 702 and encodes 107 amino acids.